Musca vetustissima is the source of this 852-nucleotide messenger RNA. Its product is annotated as 46 kDa FK506-binding nuclear protein-like. Lineage: Eukaryota; Metazoa; Arthropoda; Insecta; Diptera; Muscidae. Bases 1 to 852 code for a protein of 283 amino acids. The record is from RefSeq and is a predicted model, not a curated record. The transcript has a single exon.
AUGCAAAGGAAACUGUCGGAAAUUGCUGAAAUACCGAAAAUUCUCUCCUCGACAUUGGCGACGGUGUCGCAGACCUUUGAGAAGUUGAAUCUCACCGGAAUGCCGCCAAAUCCCAACUACACGGCCGGUGACAUUUACCAGCAGCAUUUGCAGAGACGUAAAUUGUCCUACGAUGAGGAUGCCUACGAUUAUGAGUUGAGUGAUGGUGGUAAUAGUGAUGAGGACGAAGUGGAAGAGCGGGACGAUGAUGUUGACAAAAAGAAAUCAAAGAAGCGGUUGGAUGAAGAUUUCAAUGCCAAGGAGGCCUAUCAACGAUUAAAGCAACACAUUGCCGCCAGACGUCGUAGAAAAUCAAAGGACGUAACACCAGAAUCUGAUUAUGCUUCGGAAAAUAAUUACUCGCCAACGGGCGAGCGAGAGGGUGGAGGGAGUGAUGAUGACGAAGAUGUCUACAAGGAUGAUGGUGGCGGCGACACCGAUGACGACAAGACCAUUAGUAGUGAUAAAGAGUUCAAUAUGAAAUGUUUCCUAACACCUGGAGGUCAUGACCCAACAGAUGAUGAAAUCGACGAUGAUGAGGAUGAGACAGAUGAAGAUGAUUUCCUUACAACAACAUUUACCUGGAGUUUUGCGAAUAAAUCCAAAUCGAAAAACACCUCCAAAGACACCGAUACUACCAGCAGCGACUCAUGUGCCAGCUGUGAUGAAGACGGAGCAGCUGUGGAGAAGGAAAGAAGUCUUAUUGCCACACUUAAGCAACAUGAAGCUUCCGUUAAUAAUGCUCCAGAGGAUUCCUCGUCAAAACAACCAAAGGUGAGUGGGAUAAACCGUAUUUUUGUUUACAUUCUUUGA